UGUUCUUGUUCCUCCCAGCAAUGAAUAGGGCUGUGUGCUCUCUGUGAGUAACAAUGUGAGUCAGGGCCCUCCUCCUUAUCACACACUGCUGCUCAGAUACUGCACAGGUCCCUGCUCCUCACCUGUGUGUUGUACAUGGUCGCCAUAGUGAUACACCUUCUGCUUGUGCCUCGCACUACUGCUCAGAGCCACUCAUCUGCAAUGGGCAACGUUCUGGUCACCUGCUGGGAAUGUCACCUUCUUCAGUGAGAUUCUAAUCCAUUAUUAUUCUCUGGAAUUGAAUGUCUGUGGAUUCUUUAUUCUACUUGACCUCAGCCCGCCAGGUUGAGGACAAUUUAAAGAAUUUAGUUCCGUCAGACAGUAAUAAUAUGCCAAGAACAGUGCCAUCGGGAACUGGCAGUAUUACAUCCAUCAACCUAAACUCUAAAGAGCUGACAGAAAUCCCCCCUGAUGUAUUCAGAUGUACUAAUCUGCAGUGUCUGCUUCUCAGCAACAACUUCAUGACGCAUCUGCCAACAAGUCUAUGUCAUCUUUCUAAACUGGAAAUUUUGUCGCUUGAAGGGAAUGCCCUGGUUUCCUUACCCCCUGAAAUCUGCAGCCUUUCCCAGCUGACAGCUUUGAAUGUCAAUCAUAACCAAAUAGCAGUUUUGCCCCAUGAGAUAUCAGGUUUAAAGAACAUUAAGCAACUCUUCGCUAACAACAAUAAGCUGAGCCAACUGCCUCCAUGCUUGGGAGACCUCACAACCCUACAGGUUUUGUGUAUAAGUGGGAACUCAAUGAAAACUCUUCCAGACUCAACAGCCUCUCUUAAGAAUUUGCAUGUGCUAAACUUGGACGGCAAUCAGAUUUCUGCACUGCCAAAAGCUGUUUUCAGGCUUUCACAGCUUGUUAAGCUUUGCCUUUCUGGAAACCAGAUCAAAAGUCUACCGAAAGAAAUUGGGGAUCUCAAGAACCUGAGAGAGCUUUCUCUGAGCAGCAACCAGCUCACCUUCCUACCAGUCCAGCUCUACAAUCUGACCAGCCUGGAGGAGCUCACCCUAGAUGACAACAAGCUGACUGCUAUAUCAGAUAAGCUCCAAAACCUUAAACAGCUGAAGGUGCUCUCCAUUGCCAAUAACCUACUUACAGAUAUCACAGAAAAGGUGUGCUGGUGUCCUGCUAUCGAGUGCCUAAAACUGAAUGGCAACCAAAUGUACAGACUUCCUACAAAGAUUCAUAAUCUUAGGAAUUUAAAAGAGUUGCAUAUUGAAAGAAAUGCACUGGAAAUGCUACCAGACCAGCUGGCACAUCUAAACAACCUCUCUGUCAUUGUAUGUGCCAACAAUAAUCUGCUAUGGAUUCCAAUUGAACUGAAGAACUGCAACCAGAUAACCAAGCUAGACCUUAGUGGCAAUAAACUGUCAGAAGUGCCUCAAGCUUUGUCCUCCAUGACUUCUCUUUUGUAUUUAAAUCUGAACCAAAAUGAAAUUCACGAAAUUGCAAAUAGUAUCAUUCACAAUAGAAAACUAGAACAUUUGGAAUUAAGUGGAAAUAAACUAACUGUGUUCUCAGUGCACUUUUGUGGCCUUCACAACCUGGCCUACUUAGAUCUCAGUAGGAAUGAAAUAAACUCAGUUCCUUCAGCCAUAUCCAACCUGGAAUCCCUCAGUGAACUCCUCCUGCAUUCCAAUAAGUUUAGACGGUUUCCCAUUGAACUGUGUGCCUUAAAGUCCCUGCAGAAAAUUGACCUGUCAGGAAACCAGAUAGAGACUGUACCAUCAGGAAUCAGUUUAUUAGAAGGGCUUCGAUAUGUGAAUCUUUCCAACAAUAGUUUUAAGGUAUUUCCCAGGGAACUAUUUAGUGUUUCGUCGCUGGAAACUCUGAAGAUUAGCCAGAAAGAUGGCAGAAAGUUAAUAAGCCUUCCAGAUGAGCUGUCUAAAUUGAAGAACCUCAAGGAACUUGAAAUUUCAGACAAUAAUAUAAAAACCCUCCCGGGCAGCAUUGGAGAAAUGAAGAACUUGGUUCAGCUCACUGCAACCAGCAACCAACUGUACCAUCUUCCUGCAUCAAUAUCAUCCUUGGCUGCUCUUCAGCAGCUCAGCCUGAAAGGGAACCAGCUCACGUCCUUACCAAGUGACAUCUCUGGUCUACAGAAGCUGAGGGAAAUAAACCUAGAUAGUAAUCCAAUGCUCCGGCCUCCUUCCCUUCUGUGUGAUGGAAAGCGGCUGUAUCCGAUUGGACGCUAUUUACAAAGUGCCGACCUUAGAGACGAGAAAAUUUUACAGAAAACAUUCAAACUCAUCUCUAACAAUAUCCCUGCAGAGGACUUCAGCUUUUUCUGCAAGAAACUGAGAAUAAAAGAUGAAGAAGUGAAAGGAAUUGUGAAAAAUAGGUCGCUACAGCUCCCUGACAAAAUCCUGCAGGUGCUGAAUAUGUGGAAAAGUGAGCGGCACCCCCAGACUGCGCCGGAAGAUAUAGCGGAGCAGCUGAUACGAGUGCUCCUCAUGUGUGACUUACACAGUGCUGCACUGAAAGCCAAUGUAUUCAAGAUCAACACAAAAGCAAUUAAGUUCUAGGCAAUCCACACAUGCAGCAUUACGUUCUAUGGCUGCCAGGUUGGCACAUGUGGCUCCUCUUCUGUACAUUUUGGCUUUGUUUUUUGAAUAAACUAAAGGAUUACACUAGAUCCAGCUCAACUGCAAAUAUUAGUUUGAGUUUGCACAGAUAA
Molecule: messenger RNA, 2707 nt
Organism: Xenopus tropicalis (tropical clawed frog)
Lineage: Eukaryota; Metazoa; Chordata; Amphibia; Anura; Pipidae
Gene: lrrd1
Product: leucine-rich repeats and death domain containing 1
Exons: 6
Coding region: 282-2555 (757 amino acids)
Source: RefSeq, a predicted model, not a curated record